Ichthyophthirius multifiliis is the source of this 800-nucleotide messenger RNA. RefSeq lists its product as hypothetical. The transcript has a single exon. The record is from RefSeq and is a predicted model, not a curated record. The annotation marks the transcript as partial. NCBI's taxonomy places the organism in Eukaryota, Ciliophora, Oligohymenophorea, Hymenostomatida.
UUUUUUAACAUAGGUAAUGAUAAUAAUCCGUUUUUAAUAUAUGAAAAUUAUUUAAAAAUAAUCCAAGAAUUAAUAUCAAGGAAGAAAGUUUCUAAUUAUUUCCAAUUUUAUGAAUUUUAUUCGAAGUUUAUGAACGAAUUAUUCCCUAUAUUAUCAUUUAAAUAUCCCCAUUUAGUUAAAUUUACAGCCAGUUAUUUUAAUUUUGUCAAUUGGGAAAUUCCCUCGAAUAUUUUUUGGACUGAAAUAUCUGUUAUAUAGCUAUUUUCAUAACCCCAAGACCUAAAAUUAAUUUAAAGAAUUUCCAAAUUUUACAGGCUUUUUAAACAGUCACAAAAAUCGCAAAAAAUGUCGUCUUUGUAAAUUUUUAAGUUUCCGAAUUUCUCACAACCCCAUCUUCCUAAGUCUAUUUUUAAAGAUUUUAAAUUCAUUUUUUUUAGUGUCAAAAAUAGGUUUUUUAUCUCAUCUGAAGAUAAGUUUUUAUUAUAGUAACCCCAUUAGAAUAGAUUUAGGUCUAAAUAUUAUAAAUUUUACAUCUUUUAUAGCAUUUUUAUUAGUUAUUGUAUAGUUUAAUUCGUUAUGUCUUAGUUAUUCUCACUUUAAGAAGGAAAAUGUAAACUUAAAUGGUGGAUUUAUGUAUAAUGAGUUGAUAAUAUAUCAAAUAAAAUUUCUAUUUAGGAACUUAUGAAUUUAUCUUUAUCACUUAAAGCUUUAGAACCAAUAUUUAUUGGGACAUGAAAUGUAAAUGAGUCAAUUUUGUUAGGUUUUAUUAAGAUUUCUUGGAUUUUCAUAAAUUAUUUUAA